Messenger RNA from Closterium sp. NIES-67, 1987 nucleotides. The record is from the annotation of a GenBank genome assembly. NCBI's taxonomy places the organism in Eukaryota, Viridiplantae, Streptophyta, Zygnematophyceae, Desmidiales, Closteriaceae.
UACAGCAAGAUGCCCAUUUCCGCCAAGUUUGUGUCAGCACCUUUCGCCCUGAGGCCUGAAGAACGACGUGGACUGGAAAGAGUGCCACCACAGCAGCCGGCAGAGUCCCGCGCUUCUCGCCGGGACGUCCGCGGGCGUUGCGCUUUGUGGCGGAAACAUCAGGCGCGCGGGGGACACGUGGCAGCAGUCUGCUGCGCUCCGCGCAGAUGCGCGAAUGCCUGCCGCGUGGCCGGAGCUGAUUCGUCGUCUGGUAACCGCAGUGGCGGUUCCGUUACAGCUGAUGGUUACCGCACUGGCGCCGUCGCUGCACACGCUGUGCAAGCAGGAGACGGGCCGUGCACGGAGGUCGGAUGUGACAUUAUCGAACGGAUUGCAGAGCUGAUUCGGCGCACGCAUUCCCCUGAGCGUGCCACGGGGCCAGCAGGUGAAGGAGGCCGAACCGAGGCAGUGGGGGGGAACGAUGUGGCGAGUGGGGGCACAGCGGUACAAGGGGAGGGGGGAGCAGAGGGGGCGAGAGCAGCGGGGGGAGCAAGCGCCCCAGCACAUGCGAUGAGAGGGGAGGAGCCAUUGCGGGUGUUGCAGCCGCUGCUGGCUCUGGACGCAGGGCGGUGGGUGAAGCUCAUCUGCGGGGCCAGCUUCGAGGACGUGGCGGAUGUGCGCAACCUUGCCUUCGUCUACACGCUCGCAGGAGUGGACUGCAUAGACUGUGCGGCAGAGCCAGCAGUGGUGGCAGCAGCAGCGGAGGGGAUAGAUGCAGCCAUGGCGUGGGCGGCAGGGGAGGGGAGGGGCGGCGGUGAAUGGGGGGAGAUGGGAAGGCGGCCGUGGGUGAUGGUCAGUGUGAGCGAUGGGCGGGACCCACACUUCAGGAAAGCAGUCUUUGACGCGUCUCUCUGUCCGCCUGCCUGCCCUCGCCCCUGUGAGCGAGUCUGCCCCGCCGCUGCCAUCCGCUUCCAUGCUGCUGCUGCCACCAGCGAUGCUGCAACAAGCACGGGUAGCAGUGCAGACAGUGUGGGCGGCGUGAUUGCGGAUCGCUGCUAUGGGUGUGGGCGGUGCAUCCCUGUGUGCCCCUUUGGCAUCAUCUCGGCAGAGGAGCACCAGCGAACACACGAAGACACGCUGACGCUCUUGGGCGGCGGGCUUGUGGAUGCUAUAGAGAUUCACACUCUGCCAGGGCACGUGGAAGCGUUCAAUGCCUUGUGGGCCUCGAUUGGUGAAGCAGCCGGCUCGCUGAAGCUAGUAGCUGUGAGUCUGCCUGACCUGGGUGGCGCCAUGCACCAUGCCAUGCAUGCCAUGUACCGCACCAUGCACCCACACCUCUCGGCCGCUAACCUAUGGCAGUUGGACGGCCGGCCCAUGAGUGGGGACAUAGGCGCCGGGGCAACACGUGCCACAAUCCGACUGGCUGCCAGAGUGGCUGCUUUUGAGGAUAGGCCGCCAGGUUACCUACAGAUCGCAGGCGGAACCAACAGUCACACUUUCACCUCGUUACAAGAUCAUGGAAUGCUGCCUUCUGCUUCUUCUGAUCACAGGCUUGCAGUUGCAGGUGUGGCCUUUGGCGGUCAUGCACGCAAGCCACGAUGAUUGCGUUACACGCCCUUUGUCAGAUCCUGGCUCCAGUCCUUGGCCGUCUUGAUGCGGCACAUUCCAUUGGCACAAACGAGGCUGCUACGCCAACACCACGCAUGGCCACGUCACAGUCUCCGUCGCACGUUGAGAGCCAGCUGCCUCUUCUGCUCGAGGCAUUGGAGCUUGCAUGUGCCUUGGUUCAUCCGUACAAAUCACGUCUUCCAACGUAGUAUACUUUUACUCAUGAAAGAGACAAUUUGAGCCUUUCCUCCAAUUUCGCUUCAAUAUUUAGUUGGAGUUGCAAACUUGCAACCCUUCCAGUAUUUCUGCUUGGUCCUCGGGAUGAUGUUUCCGUUGAAGUCAUUUUGUCAGCUCCCGGAUAGACGACCCAUGGGUCUUAUCAUACGAACCCUAAGCAUAU